UUUUGUAUAAUUCCGGUCCGAUCAAGAUCAAAACCAAAGUAAAGGCAUAUGGAUUCUGGAACAAAAGUGAAGAAAGGAGCCGCUGGAAGAAGAGGUGGUGGUGGAGGUCCUAAGAAGAAACCGGUUUCCCGCUCGGUUAAAUCUGGUCUACAGUUUCCCGUCGGUAGGAUCGGUCGGUAUCUCAAGAAAGGCCGUUACUCGAAGCGUGUUGGAACCGGAGCUCCGGUCUAUCUCGCCGCCGUCCUCGAGUAUCUUGCUGCUGAGGUUCUUGAGCUUGCGGGCAACGCUGCAAGAGAUAACAAAAAGAACCGCAUCAUACCACGCCAUGUUUUAUUAGCAGUGAGGAACGACGAGGAGCUGGGGACGCUACUCAAAGGCGUAACCAUCGCACACGGUGGAGUCUUACCAAACAUAAACCCAAUCCUCCUCCCAAAGAAAUCUGAGAGAGCAGCUUCAACUACAAAAACACCCAAGUCACCAUCAAAGGCUACCAAAUCCCCUAAAAAGGUAUAGUUCAUCAUCCCUACUCUCUAAUGUUUCUCUCUAUCUCACUCUGUUUCUCUGUAAAGACAGAGCAUCUCUUACUUUUUGUCCACCAUGUUGUAAACAAUGUGUCAUGUUCGUAUAUAAAGAUACUACGUUUCAUA
Molecule: messenger RNA, 647 nt
Organism: Capsella rubella
Lineage: Eukaryota; Viridiplantae; Streptophyta; Magnoliopsida; Brassicales; Brassicaceae
Product: probable histone H2A.4
Exons: 2
Coding region: 49-513 (154 amino acids)
Cellular component (GO): nucleosome
Molecular function (GO): DNA binding; protein heterodimerization activity; structural constituent of chromatin
Source: RefSeq, a predicted model, not a curated record